UCCUUUCUGUUGGCCUUCUGUUGGAUUCUUCAGUCUCUCGAGCGAUCGCUUGAUGGAGGGCUUUUCGCAUUUGCCAGAGAUCCGCACGGCAAAGCCGCAUUUGCCGCAAGUUGAUGUCGAAGGAGAACCUGACGAACCUCUACCGCCACUUCCGUUUCCUGUACAGGGACACUGGGAAGGAGAGAAUUCCUCGGAGUGCCGAGGGUCGAAAAGGUCAAAAUUUAAGUCUCUUAUGGACGCGCUGCUGCAAGAACACUUCAACGAGGUGAAUGUCCUGCAAAAAAGCGUUGAUGCUUUGCAAAAGGGACUAAGAGAGAUGGAAGGUGAGGUGGUGCACUUGCGUUCGCAGAAUGAUAUGAUUAAGCUCCAGGUGAACGUGAACGAGGCUGAAAGAAAACCAAAGCUCUCGGAUUGUAGUUACAGCGAGAUCAGGCGAGAGCAGCACAAGGCGAUGAAAGAGUUUCAUGCAAGUUCCAUCCUGGAGGUAAUCGAGAAGGAAGACGAAGCAACAAAAAUAGAGAAUCGGUUUCAGACCGAUAUCCAGAAAUUUCUCAAAGCGAAGACCCAG
This is a messenger RNA of Cladocopium goreaui, 568 nucleotides long. The record is from the annotation of a GenBank genome assembly. Lineage: Eukaryota; Dinophyceae; Suessiales; Symbiodiniaceae.